This is a messenger RNA of Carya illinoinensis, 495 nucleotides long. RefSeq lists its product as uncharacterized. The transcript is spliced from 2 exons. Bases 1 to 495 code for a protein of 164 amino acids. The record is from RefSeq and is a predicted model, not a curated record. Lineage: Eukaryota; Viridiplantae; Streptophyta; Magnoliopsida; Fagales; Juglandaceae.
AUGAUUUUGAUAAGAUUGAUAGAUUUGAACGAGACUAAUAAUGAAGGAGAAGGAAAUCCGAGUGCUAUUGAAGUACUUCAAGCUGUGGCCCAGCAGUUAAUAGAGGAGCUCAUGCAGAACCCUCCGGGUCAUAAUCGCAACCGGAAUGAAAGAGGCUGUACAAUGGAACAAUUUAACCGGAUGCACCCUCCUUCAUUUGAUGGGAAAGGCAAGCCAACCUUAACUGAGGAUUGGGUUCAGGAUAUCAAGGAGAUACUUCGAGUCUUAAACUGCAUAGAUGAACAGAAGGUAUCGUACACCACCUUUAAGCUAACCGGUGAGGCAAAACAAUGGUGGAUUCCAGAGAGAACCAUUGGGGAAGCAGAUGGGAGGGGAGUUUUUAGCUGGCGCCAUUUCAAGCAGAUCUUUGUUGAUCAUUUCCUUCCAAGAUCGGUCAGAGAUGAUAGGGCCAGGAAGUUUGCUAACUUGGUUCAGGGCACCAUGACAAUACACUAG